Molecule: messenger RNA, 1200 nt
Organism: Trichosurus vulpecula (common brushtail)
Lineage: Eukaryota; Metazoa; Chordata; Mammalia; Diprotodontia; Phalangeridae
Gene: DHH
Product: desert hedgehog signaling molecule
Exons: 3
Coding region: 1-1200 (399 amino acids)
Biological process (GO): cell-cell signaling; cell fate specification; intein-mediated protein splicing
Molecular function (GO): patched binding; calcium ion binding
Source: RefSeq, a predicted model, not a curated record
AUGGCGCUACGGGCGAGCCUGGUGCCCGUGUGCUGCCUGGCACUCCUGGCUCUACUAACACUGCCUACCAGGAGCUGUGGACCUGGCCGGGGACCCGUGGGCAGACGCCGCUACGUGCGAAAGCAACUUAUACCGUUGCUCUACAAGCAGUUUGUGCCCAGCGUGCCAGAGCGAACCCUGGGUGCCAGCGGGCAGCCCGAGGGUAGAGUGGUCCGGGGGUCGGAACGCUUUCGAGACCUGGUGCCCAACUACAAUCCUGACAUCAUCUUCAAGGAUGAGGAGAACAGUGGGGCUGACCGGCUUAUGACCGAGCGCUGUAAGGAACGAGUGAAUGCGUUGGCUAUAGCUGUUAUGAACAUGUGGCCAGGAGUGCGCUUGCGGGUAACCGAAGGCUGGGACGAGGACGGACACCAUGCUCAGGACUCGCUACAUUACGAAGGCCGGGCCUUGGACAUAACCACAUCGGACCGAGAUCGAAAUAAGUACGGGCUACUGGCACGCCUGGCAGUAGAGGCUGGCUUCGACUGGGUACACUACGAAUCCCGCAAUCAUGUCCACGUGUCUGUCAAGGCUGACAACUCUCUGGCCGUGCGGGCAGGUGGCUGCUUCCCAGGAAAUGCCACGGUACGUCUGCGGAGCGGAGAACGGAAGGGACUACGAGAAUUGCAUCAUGGAGACUGGGUGCUAGCUGCAGAUGCAGCCGGCCGGGUGGUACCCACUCCCGUGCUGCUCUUCCUGGACCGAGACUUGCAGCGCCGGGCCUCCUUUGUAGCAGUGGAGACUGAGAGGCCCCCACGCAAACUGCUCCUCACACCCUGGCACCUGGUCUUCGCGGCCCGCGGCCCGGCGCCUGCCCCAGCCGACUUCGAGCCAGUGUUUGCCCGGCGAUUGCGAGCUGGGGACUCGGUACUUGCCCCAGGCGGGGACGCGCUUCGACCUGCGCGAGUGGCCCGUGUGGCCCGGGAGGAGGCUGUGGGUGUGUUCGCACCUCUUACUGCGCACGGGACUCUGCUGGUGAACGACGUCCUGGCCUCCUGCUACGCUGUCCUGGAGAGUCACCAAUGGGCUCAUCGUGCCUUCGCGCCCUUGCGUCUGCUUCAUGCGCUAGGGGCUCUGCUACCUGGUGGGACCACCCAGUCCAUCGGUAUGCACUGGUACUCCCGCCUCCUCUACCGUCUGGCAGAGGAACUCCUGGGCUGA